Lactuca virosa is the source of this 816-nucleotide messenger RNA. NCBI's taxonomy places the organism in Eukaryota, Viridiplantae, Streptophyta, Magnoliopsida, Asterales, Asteraceae. The record is from the annotation of a GenBank genome assembly.
AUGCCAACUAUUAAGAGCAAUGAUAAUGGUAGAGCUGAGAGGCAUAAGCUUCAUCCACAUUACGUCUCCAAUCGACCAACCCUUCUUCAGUUCUUCUCGUCUACUUCAAUCGAUCCGACUACUGCAAUCGACGUCUUCAAUCGCCACCGCCUAUCGCUGCCACCCAAUAUUCAUUCGCCACCCAAUUUCUGCUUUCUGAUCUUUAAUCGACAGCGGAGCCACCACCCAAUCUGCAAUCGACACCAGAGCCAACACCCAAUCUUCAAUCGCCACCCCCAAUUGCCGCCUUCUAAUCUUCAAUCGACACUGGAGCCACCAUCAACCUACAUAACUGGUUUGCUCUUAAGUCAAUGGCUGGCAGAGGAUUAUCCCCAUUCUUACCUGAUGGGCUGUUUUGUGGUUGUGGAGUGUAUUGCCCUUUUUAUUGCAGGUUUUGCCCUUUUUAUUGCAGGUUUUGCCCUUUCUUUUGUCCCUGUUGUUGGAGUUUUUGACGGUUUUGCUUGUUUAGAUAUGUUUUUUCUCUAUUUGUAUUUCUUCUUUAAAACUCUGUUUUGGGCUCCAUUAUACCUCUUCCAAUUGCAAGAUAUCAUUGAUGGGGAAGGUCCAGAGCCUCGUGUAAGGGGAUUUUGUUGAAGUUCAUUGCCUAAUUACGCUGCAUAAAUUUCACCUCAUGUACUAAACAAGGUGUUCAUUGUUGUGAGAAGAUGUAGAAGACAUUCACAUGCUUCCAAAUUUAUUGACAUUAGUUGACUUUGGUUUUGUGUAAAAUUCAAGAUAAUUAUGGCAUUCUGGACCAUGUAAUAGUCAGUAUUGAGA